GCAUCGGUGCUUAUGGAACUGUUCGUAAAACAGCUUCAAGAUUUCCAAAAGAGUUGAGAAUAAAAAAAAACGUCAAACUUGAUUGUGACAUUCGUUCUGAUGUUAUAAUAAAUGGUGUAUUAUCAGUUUUUUGGCAAGAUAAUGGGCCGGUAACAAUGUUAUCAACAAUCCAUGAUCUUGUUGGUGAGAAAUGGGAGAUAGAACAUGAAAGGCAACGACCAAGAGAAACAAGUACCAAUGUCACAAAG
Acaulospora morrowiae is the source of this 248-nucleotide messenger RNA. NCBI's taxonomy places the organism in Eukaryota, Fungi, Glomeromycota, Glomeromycetes, Diversisporales, Acaulosporaceae. The record is from the annotation of a GenBank genome assembly.